Haliotis rubra (blacklip abalone) is the source of this 1032-nucleotide messenger RNA. Its product is annotated as ras-related protein Rab-22A-like. The transcript has 7 exons. Gene Ontology annotation, molecular function: GTP binding; GTPase activity. The record is from RefSeq and is a predicted model, not a curated record. The coding region runs from base 129 to 779 and encodes 216 amino acids. NCBI's taxonomy places the organism in Eukaryota, Metazoa, Mollusca, Gastropoda, Lepetellida, Haliotidae.
UCCAAAAUGGCGAUAGAAGUUGUCAUUAUAUUGGGACGAUGAUCUCAUUUCGGUUUUAGCAUUUCGUGAAACCACACAUAGAGAUUACUUGAUAACUUCACAGUCACCACAACUGGAAUCCAUAUAAAAUGUCCUUGAGAGAUGUCAAACUUUGCCUCCUUGGCGACUCUGGUGUGGGCAAGUCGAGUAUUGUCAUGAGGUUUGUCAACAACCAAUUCAAGAACGCCUUGGAAAGCACAAUAGGCGCCUCCUUCAUGACCAAAACCCUGUUGGUGGACGGCAAUACGUACAAGUACCAGAUAUGGGACACUGCAGGCCAGGAAAAGUAUCGAGCCUUGGCACCUAUGUACUAUCGGGGAGCUGCCGCCGCCGCCAUUAUAGUCUAUGAUGUGACACGAGAGUCCACGUUCAGAUCAGUAAAAAGUUGGGUCCAAGAGUUGAGAAGGCAAGGGUCACCGAAUAUCGUCAUAGCGAUAGCUGGAAACAAGUGUGACUUGGAGGAUCUCAGGGAAGUCAGGAAAAAGGAUGCCCAAGACUAUGCCAAAGACAUUAACGCCAUAUUCUGUGAAACAAGCGCCCUGACAGCAGUCAAUGUACCUCAACUGUUUGAUGCCAUAUCAAAAGAGCUGCCUCCAGAAGAAUUCAGCAAUCAACGUUACGGCAGUACGGUCAACCUCCGCCGCAAAGACGAACCAAGGAAGAAGGGGAAGUGUUGCGGAGGAGGAGGGCGAAGUGGAGAGCCAGACAGAGCAAGUUCAAGGUCAAGCAAGGGGACUUGACACUAACACCGACACAUAUUGCUCCUUAUAGGAAACCAUUGUCUUUCCCAUGAUAUCAUUUCAUUUACGAAUACACAAAUUGUUUAUUAUUUUUGAUUAUUUGUUAACCGAGAAGGAUAGUGUACCCAGGCAUGUUGUAUCAUGAGGCAUGCAAUAUUUACAUCGGCCUUGACCUUUUGUUCAGGAAUAAGGAAUACGGCCUUGACCUCUUGUUCUGGAAUAAGGGAUACAGGCCUUGACCUUUGUUCGGGAA